Molecule: messenger RNA, 2283 nt
Organism: Pogona vitticeps (central bearded dragon)
Lineage: Eukaryota; Metazoa; Chordata; Lepidosauria; Squamata; Agamidae
Source: RefSeq, a predicted model, not a curated record
AUGGAGUCUGCACUAGUGUUGGCUGCCAUUUGCCAAGACGUCCUCUACUGGCGUCAAGAGGGCAAGAGGGGCAGUGGGGCCUUGAAUCUGCUCUACAGCAUGUGCCCUGUUGCUCCCUCUAAUAAAGAUCUGUUCCUUGUGAUUACACUGGUGUCCUUUGGAAGGUUGGAGGCAGCCAUAGAGCCUUGCCCAACCCCAUGCCAUUGUACCUUGGAAAUCCUCAACUGCAGCGGGACCACCAACCCCCCUGGACUCCACCGUGUGCCAUUUCCCAAACCUUAUGGACAUCCCCAUGUUUUUUUCUUCUUGAUUCUCAACCACAAUCCCCUGACUGCUCUUGACGAUCCUUAUUUUUAUAAACUUCCCUCACUGAAGUUUCUUGAUUUAGGUGCUACAGAGAUUGUCCCCAAGGUCGUGGUGGACAUACUGAAUACCUCCAUUUGGCUGAAAACACUCAUCUUGCCCAGGAAGAUGUCCUGCUGCCUUUGCCGUAUUCAGGAUGACAUUGAAGUUUUGUGUGAGACGGUCAAAUUGGAUUGCACAGAGACAUGCGACGUAAACACCACUCUGUGUGACCAAGAAGAGGCUUUAAAUAAGAUGCAGAACGAAAUCAUGAAGCUCUUAGAAACCAGGAAGCGGAAUACAAGCAGCACCUUGACCAUUCUUCCCGAGAAGCCUCUACAGGACAACUCGACCCUGGCACUCACAGUGACCCAGGGCCUCUCGCAUUUCGGCAUCCAUUUCCAAAACCUCACCCCACACCUUCUCAUAACAGUCAACCAAUUAAGCAACCUGAAGGCUGAUGACUUUAUGGAUGUGAAGUGGGCAGACAAAAGUGAGCUGAAAAAACUGUACAUCCUGGCCAAAUUGCUGCAGGCGGCCCUGAAAGAAAAAAUAGCAGAAUAUGAAAAUGAGAGUCAAAGGACAGGAGAGCAAAAAGAAACCUCUGCACAAGUUUCGGACCAGUCUGAGGCUCCUUUGAUGAGAGUGAAAAGAUACCAGGAAGAAGUCAAGAGAGGCAAUUGGUUUGGGAAAAUUCCCAGUAUGGGAGAAUCAUCUCUGGGAUGGGGCACAGAAUUUCCAAAGGCUGUCAUGCAACAAGAUGCAGAGCAGCAAAUCAGCCUAGAUUUACACAGAGGUGCUCAGCCCAGACAGAGGAAGCUAUCCUGGGAACUAGAACACGAAAGCAUGGCUUCCCUUCUCAGGCAUCAACGAGCUGCUGCAUUUCCGCCUGCUGGGAAGCGUUCCAUGAGGGAGGCGGCGACAGGGGCUCCCUCCUUGACGGCUUCCAUUGUGGUGGAUGACGAUGCUGCAGAUGACUUAACAGGCAAAGUUGUUAUUAUCCUGAAGCACUCCAACAAAUCAAGGAAGCCCACCAAUGAAGCGUUUCAGAUUCCAAUCAGGAAACAGGAGGAAGAAGCAUCUGGUAGCCAGCAUGAUCUGUCAGAGAGUCAACCGGGCCGCUGUUCAGAUAUUCCUAACAGAGAGUGCUCAGAAGAUUUCAUGCCAGGAAAUAAAUUGGAUUCUCAAAAGGAUCAGGAGCUCCACCGUCUCAUGCACAAAGGGGAGAAAUCCCAGAUGCCAGCUGAGGACACUGAAAUGCUGAAUGAGCUCUCACCAGACAUCAGUCUAUCCCAAGAGACACGUUGGGAGCAUCAUGAACAAUCAACCUCUGCUUCUCCACAGGCCACCUUCUUGCCAUCUGAGGAUGACUAUUUACUUCAGAGUGACCUGUUUGAGGCUGAAGUGAACAAGCGCUUGGAGCCUCUCAUCCCAAAUAUGCCAGUGAGGAACCUCAUAUCUCAUGUGAUCCGGAUCCUGAAAAUGGACUGUUCGAAGCCCACCAUCAAGAUGGCUUGUGUUAAGCUCAUAUCUAGGACAGGCCUCCUUAUGAAGCUCUUUAGUGAGAGAGAAAACCUCAAAGAGACCUCCUCCUUCCUGAAGUCAUAUCUUGGGCCCCUCAAAGGCAACUUGAGCACAGCUAACCAAAGGAAUGAGGGGAAACCUUCUGAUGAGCUAUCAAGGCAGGGGAUGCCGAAAUAUGGGUACAACAACAAGCUCUUCUUGGCAAUUUCAGUGACAGUGGCCAUAAUGGUUAUCAUAGCAGUAAUUUGUCUAACUGAGAUCUGUUCUCAGCGUUCUGCCGCUAAAGCAAGGGAAGGCACUGCCGAAGAGAAGAGAUCUUUUCUGGGCAGAAGAAAGAAAAGUACACCAGAAAGGCAGGUAGGUUGUACCAUAAAUGGAAAAGCGGUGGUGGAUUCAUCAUCCAGUCUUGCUGUUUGA